Molecule: messenger RNA, 3149 nt
Organism: Notothenia coriiceps (black rockcod)
Lineage: Eukaryota; Metazoa; Chordata; Actinopteri; Perciformes; Nototheniidae
Gene: pck2
Product: phosphoenolpyruvate carboxykinase 2 (mitochondrial)
Exons: 11
Coding region: 396-2303 (635 amino acids)
Biological process (GO): cellular response to dexamethasone stimulus; propionate catabolic process; oxaloacetate metabolic process
Cellular component (GO): cytosol
Molecular function (GO): phosphoenolpyruvate carboxykinase (GTP) activity; manganese ion binding; GTP binding
Source: RefSeq, a predicted model, not a curated record
AGCAGCUCAGACCUCUGAAGAGGACAAAAACAUGGACACAAUCAUGCGAAGAAGUAAACUACAUUAUAUUUAAAUUAGGAAGAAAGAAGCCCUCCUCUUUUAAAGAUCAGUCCGCGGCACUUUCUAAAGCAGCGUGAGGCCUUUAGGGACCCUCGGAGAACGAAGUAGUUUGUACAGUGACCGUGCAUCAGCAGCAGGACGGGAUACAGUGCUCACAUCAAGGUGCAUCCGUGUGAAUGUCCACGUUGAACAAAGUGCAAGGUCCCCUCUCAGCUCAGAUAUGAGCAGCGACCAGCUCUAGACACCAAGCUCCCCACUUUUACUCCGCAUCUCACUUCAAUGUGCCUUUUUACACAUUUAUUUUGUAUAAGCUAAGUUAUAUUUUUGCACCGAAAAUGUCCUGCCUGUUGCUGGGAGUCAUACGAAGACAUGGUGGUGUUGGGGCAAGUGUCGGGGUCCGGUCCCUGGCCUCCUUCCCCUCACUGCCGCCGGCGGUGGCUGACUUUGUGAAGGGGGCGGUAGAUGAGUGUAAGCCUGCCCGCGUGCAUGUGGUGACGGGGACCCCGGAGGAGACGGCCAACAUCCUGGCAGGUCUGGAGAAGGAGGGGAUGGUCAAGAGGCUCAAGAAAUAUGACAACUGUUGGUUGGCGCGUACAGACCCAAAGGACGUGGCUCGUGUUGAGAGCAAGACUGUGAUUGUGACCAAGAACCAGAGAGACACCAUCCCCAUCCCCGCUGGGGGGGUGAAGAGUCAGCUGGGCAGCUGGAUGAGCAAUUCAGACUGGCAAACAGCCAGACAGGAGCGCUUCCCGGGCUGCAUGACCGGUCGCACCAUGUAUGUGAUUCCCUUCAGUAUGGGUCCUGUCGGCUCGCCUCUAUCUAAAUAUGGUGUCCAGGUGACUGACUCACCGUACGUCGUGGCCAGUAUGGGGAUCAUGACGCGCAUGGGCACCCCCGUCCUGAACAAACUGUCUGAAGGAGAGGAGUUUGUCCGCUGUCAGCACUCACUGGGACGACCUCUACCACUCAAAGCUCCCCUGAUAAACUCGUGGCCCUGUAACCCGGAGCAGGUGCUGAUUUCUCACCUGCCAGACACCCGGCAGAUCAUGUCCUUUGGCAGCGGCUACGGAGGAAACUCUCUCCUGGGGAAGAAGUGCUUCGCCCUCCGCAUCGCAUCCCGCAUCGCCAAGGACGAAGGCUGGCUGGCCGAGCACAUGCUGAUCCUGGGUAUCACCAACCCUCAGGGAGUGAAGCGGUACGUGGCAGCAGCCUUCCCCAGUGCUUGUGGUAAAACCAACCUGGCCAUGAUGAAACCGUCUCUGCCCGGCUGGAAGGUGGAGUGUGUGGGCGACGACAUUGCGUGGAUGAAGUUUGACAGCCAAGGGAGACUGAGAGCCAUCAACCCUGAGAACGGAUUCUUCGGCGUGGCUCCCGGCACCUCAGAUAAGACCAACCCCUACGCCAUGGCCACCAUCGCCAGAAACACCGUGUUCACCAACGUUGGCGAGACCAGCGAUGGAGGAGUGUGGUGGGAGGGCCUCGACCCCCCUGCCCCUGGUGUCUCACUCACAGACUGGCACGGCAAAUCCUGGAAGCACGGAAGCUCAACGCAGUGUGCCCACCCCAACUCCCGCUUCUGUGCCCCGGCGGCUCAGUGUCCCAUCAUUGACCCCCUGUGGGAGAGCGAGGAGGGCGUUCCCAUCGACGCCAUCAUCUUCGGAGGCAGGAGGCCUGAAGGAGUCCCUCUGGUUUACGAGUCUUUCAACUGGCAACACGGAGUCUUUGUUGGAGCCUCCAUGAGGUCUGAGGCCACGGCAGCUGCUGAGCAUCACGGCAAGGUGAUUAUGCACGACCCCUUCGCCAUGCGUCCGUUCUUCGGUUACAACUUUGGCGACUACCUCUCUCACUGGCUGAGCAUGGAGCGCCGUAAGGCCCCCACCCACCUGCCCAAGAUCUUCCACGUCAACUGGUUCAGAAAGGACCCCGCCACCGGCUCCUUCCUCUGGCCAGGCUUCGGCGAAAACGCCCGCGCACUGGAGUGGAUCUUCAGGCGCUGCAGCCGGGAGCGGGAGGACGAGGCGGCCAAGAAGAGCAUCAUCGGCUGGCUGCCAGAAGAUGGCGCCAUCGACACUAAAGGUCUGAGCGGCAGUGUGGAUAUGGGCGCUCUGUUCGAUGUGCCCAAGUCUUUCUGGCAGCAGGAGACGAAGGAGCUGAGAGCUUACUUCAGUCAGCAGGUCGGAGCCGAUCUGCCCGCUCAGGUGGAGGCGGAGCUGAAGGCGCUGGAGGACAGAGUGCACAAUUAAAACCCUACUGACAGGAAGUUCAUCCUGAAACAGGGAGGAAUUCACUGAUGGCAGGAUUCAGAUCAUUAUGGUGCAAUUAGAGUCACAGGCUUUGUUUACAUACACAGAAAAAAAGAAAGUUUUUACAAUGUGAGAUACGUACUGAUAAGCUAGUAUGAGCGCAACGCCUCAAAAAGACCAUCACCCAGGCCAGUAUUACACUUUCUCUGUGCAUGAAAACACAACCAGUGACUCUUGGCUUUCUCUUUUAUCAAGAGAAAUAUGUUGGGAAUUAAAUGUCCGAGAUAAAAAGCUAAUAAUUCAAUAACUUUGGACACGACUUCACACUAUAACUGUAACUCUGAGGUUUGACUCCACAUGAAGGCUAGAUUUUGUGUCAAGCUUGGUAUGUUGAGAAGCUAAUGCCACUACCUCCAUAUAUUCAUCUGCUAUGGUACUAAACAUGGCCAUUAAUGUGGCCUUAAAGUGCCUUUAAGACAUGUUUCCAAAACAAUGUCUAGGCUGCUAAUGUUAUAAGCUGGAGACCAAAUAUGUUUUUGGCAUUGUUCUAAAAAAAAGUUAUUAAAAAAAAAAGGAUUUUAAGUGAAUUUGGGCACCAGAUAUUUUAAUACAACAUUAACCAAGCCUCAACAAAUGGUCUUUUAUUUUGAAACAUUACAGCAGGAUUUACUAUGCAUAAUUCAUCUUGACACUUUUGUAAUGUCUGUGAUUAAAAUGUAUGAUUUCAGGGGAUGUUUACAUGUGAAAUGUUGGACCAAUAAAUGCAACUGAGAUUAUUAGGUUAUUUUUAGAAGUUGUAUGCCACGGUUUUUAUUACAGUGAAACAAAUAAAUACCUUCAAAUGCA